AUGUCAAAGAGAACAUCUUCAAAUAAGCCAAGAGAAAUGCAUUACGAUUCUGACCCGGAAGUAAAUUCAGCCAUAACACCACUAUCACCAUUACAAAAUCUCUCUAAUAUCACACAGAGAUUCAAACGCAAGUAUCAACAGGAUGAUGACAUAAGCGACCUCUUGGGAGAGAUUAGAAAACUGAUGUCGGAUUUUACUGACAAUCAAGAUAAGAAGUAUAAAGCAUUAAUGAGUGCUGUAAAUGAUAUAAAGAACCAAAAUACUGAGAUUCAGAAGACUACCCAAUUCUUAUCAGACAAAUAUGAUGAAUUACUACUUAAGAUGAAUCAGCUGGAGAAGGAAAACAAAGAAAAACUAGCUUACAUACAAAUUCUUGAAGAGAAAAUAGAAAAUUUAGAAACUUUUUAUAAAUCUUCUAGCCUGGAAAUUAGAAAUUUACCCUUAGACAAAUCUGAGAGCAAAAUUAACCUAUGUGAGACCUUAAUAAACACAGGUAAGGUUCUGAACGUCCCACUACAAAAGUCAGAGAUACGAGAUAUUUACCGCCUGAAGUCCAAAUCUGGGAAGUCUAGUGGUACCAUAGUGGUUGACUUGUCCUCAGUUAUUGCUAAAGAUAAUCUCCUGCAAGCCUUUAAAAUGUAUAACAAGAAAAAUGCUGCAAACAAACUAUCCUCAAAAGAUAUACUGUUGGACGGUCCAAUACAACCUAUCUACAUGUCUGAGAAUUUGACAGCCAAAAAGAGGCGACUAUUUUAUCUCGCACGAGAGAAAGCGAAAACACUAGAAUAUACGUACUGCUGGGUCUCACACGGAAGGAUCUUUCUGAGAAAAAAGGAGGGUAUACCCGCAAUACGUAUCGACUCCGAAAAGGAUCUCGGCAAGUUACAACUAAAUAAAGAAUGA
Messenger RNA from Helicoverpa armigera (cotton bollworm), 903 nucleotides. RefSeq lists its product as uncharacterized. Bases 1 to 903 code for a protein of 300 amino acids. The record is from RefSeq and is a predicted model, not a curated record. NCBI's taxonomy places the organism in Eukaryota, Metazoa, Arthropoda, Insecta, Lepidoptera, Noctuidae. The transcript has a single exon.